Galeopterus variegatus (Sunda flying lemur) is the source of this 2229-nucleotide messenger RNA. Its product is annotated as immunoglobulin-like and fibronectin type III domain-containing protein 1. Gene Ontology annotation, molecular function: protein binding. The record is from RefSeq and is a predicted model, not a curated record. NCBI's taxonomy places the organism in Eukaryota, Metazoa, Chordata, Mammalia, Dermoptera, Cynocephalidae.
AUGGGGCACAGGCCAGGAUACUGGGUAGCAUCAGAGGGUAGCAGAAGCUCUGAGGAUGAUCCAGAGAGGGGCAGAGGGAAGGGGCUUGUGGAUGCAGCAGGUCCUGGGGUGGGCUCUGGGAUGGCCAGAAUGCUUGGCACUGCAGAUGGCAUAGCACACAGGGACAGCCCCAGGGGCCAAGGGAUGUCGGGGACUCAGGGAGGGCCACAGACCCUCUCAGAUGGGCGGGAUUCCACAACUGGUCUUGGGGGCUAUGAAACCUUGGGGAUCCCUGAGGCCUUGGGGGCUGUUGUUGAGGGAAUAUCAAGCAUCAGAGAGCGGCAAGAUGGUUCUGGAAUCCCAGGGUCCUCUAGUGACAGAGGGGCUGUCAUAGGAGAGGGUCCAAGGACAGCAGACAGGGGCAGAGUUGCUCGCCAGGAGGGGGUGGCUCCUCAGGGACAUGGGCACACGCUGCUGGGAGGCAGAAGGAUUCAGGGAGCAGGUUCAGGGAGCUCGGCAGGGACAGAGCAGGUUCUGGACAGCAGCUCCAUGCCUGGUGGAAGGAGCAAAUCAAUGUCAGGGCCUGCCGAUGGGCGAGGGGGGUCACUGGAGGCUGAGAAUGGCAAGGCCCAGGGUUCUGGGGCCCUGAACGAGUAUGAGAGAUGGGAAGCAGAAGGGUCUGGUGGGUCGGAUGGGAGGCCUGGUGCACUCAGGAGCGGGUCUCAAGCACAGGCAGGGGAUGAGUUUGGAGUAGCAAAGGGAAGGGGAGUAGAUGAGGCCAGAGGCCUGGGACAGUCACCCAGACAUGAGAACAGAGGGUGCCUGGGGGCAACUCCGAGUGAAGACCAGAGCAGGGAGCCCCCACGUCAUCUCAGCAGCAGGAGAGGUGGCAAAGAGGGCGGGUCAGACGUCCAUGGCGAGGGGCGGGAUGCCACCCGGAGUCCCAGAUCCAGAUCCAAGCCUGGUGCCAGCAGUUUCUCCAAGGAGGCCCGAGGCCCCGUAGACCACUUCUCCCAGGGCCUGGCUGACAUGGAGGUACAGCAGGGGGAGGCCGUCACGCUGUCCUGUGUCCUCACCAGUGACCUGGGACCUGGCACCUGGUUUAAGGAUGGAGUCAAGGGCUGGUGUCUGUCUCCACUGGCAGCCCCCGAGGGACGACGGGGGCCGUGCUGUAGAGCACUACAUGGUGGAGAGGCGGNUUUAUCCCCAGAUCCCCCCACCAUUGCUCCAGAUGUGACAGAGAAACUGAGAGAGCCACUGAUGGUCAAGGCUGGGAAGCCGGUGACAAUGAAGAUCCCCUUCCAGAGCUGACACCCUGUUCAAGCAGUCUGGAGGAAGGACAGGGCCGAGGUGGUGGGCAGCAGCAGCAGCAGCAGCAAGGGGCCACAGGUGGCCCUGGGGGACAGCUACGCACGGCUGUGCCUCCCCAGUGUGGGCAGGAAGGAUGGUGGCCAGUACAGUGUGACGCUGAGGAGUGAGGGAGGCUCUGUGCAGGCUGAGCUCAUCCUGCAAGUCAUAGCUCUCCCUGGGCCACCUUCCACCCCAGCCAUCCUGUCAGCCUCCAGCCGGGGCAUCACAUUAACAUGGACGGCACCUCGGGGCCCUGGCAGUGCCCACAUCCUGGGCUACGUGAUUGAGAAGCGUAAGAAGGGGGGCAACGCCUGGACAGCAGUGAACGAGCAGCCCGUGCCUGGACCCCCUGGGCCUGUGCGGGAUCUCCGAGUCACAGACACGUCGCACACCAGCAUCACCCUAAGCUGGGCAGGGCCAGAUGCCCAGGAUGGGGACGAAGCCCAGGGAUAUGUGGUGGAGCUGUGUGGCUCAGACAGUCUGCAAUGGAACCCGUGCCAUGCGGGCACCGUGCCAGUCACCACCUACACAGCCAAGGGGCUUCGGCCCCAAGCAGGCUACUUCGUGCGGGUGACAGCAGUUAGCGACGGGGGCCGUGGUGAGCCCACUGCCCUGGACACAUUAGUGCAAGCCAUGCCUGCCACUGCUCUCCCUGGGCCACCUUCCACCCCAGCCAUCCUGUCGGCCUCCAGCCGGGGCAUCACAUUAACAUGGACGGCACCUCGGGGCCCUGGCAGUGCCCACAUCCUGGGCUACGUGACUGAGAAGCGUAAGAAGGGGAGCAACGCCUGGACAGCAGUGAACGAGCAGCCCGUGCCUGCUGAGCCCGAGCAGGUCCUCGUCCUUGUCCUGGCUCCCCUCCUGGCUCCAGCAUCCUUUGGCUUUAUCAGUCCAGAUUGA